AUGCCGGUUACACCCCAAUCAAGUGAAGUUGAUUCCUCUCAGAGCGGGCCGAAUACAGGUGGGUACAAUCAUCCGCGUGCUACCGAUGAGAAAAUCGAUAUGGAAAACCAGACUGCCUUCUUCUCUCAACCAAUUACGGAUUUUCAAUGCGUUGGUGGUACACGGUACUACGGAUCCGCGUCUGGUCCGGGGUCAAUGAAGCGUUCCAAAAUGUAG
Molecule: messenger RNA, 216 nt
Organism: Echinostoma caproni
Lineage: Eukaryota; Metazoa; Platyhelminthes; Trematoda; Plagiorchiida; Echinostomatidae
Source: the annotation of a GenBank genome assembly